AUGCCCGACGGUGUCUAUCUAGUAGGAUACGCGGACGAUGUUGCAGCAGUAAUUACCGCACGGGAUUUAGACGCAGCAAGGCGGAAAUUUACACAAACGAUGACAAAAAUCAAGACAUGGCUCGAUUCGCAAGACCUUAGCUUAGCUCCGGAAAAAACAGAACUGAUACUAUUCACGAGAGCGCGCAUUCCUGUAGAGGUGACAAUGCCAGUCUACACACAGAACAAAACAACCUCAAAAGUGGUGAAAUAUCUGGGCAUCAAACCCGACCACAAGCUGACAUACUGGGCACAAAUCCAGUAUGCUGCUCAAAAAUCCACCAAAACAAUCUCAAGGCUAUCAAGACUAAUGGCUAACAUCGGAGGACCCAUCGCAAGCAGGCGGAAGCCGCUCACGGACACGAUGGUACCCUUUUUACUAUACGGAUGUGAAGUAUGGGCGGACACACUUAAAACUGAGUGUAGCCGCAAGAUCCUGUCCAAGGCCCAAAGAACCGCCGCCCUCCGUGUUGCUUCAGCUUAUCGCACGUUAUCAGAAGCAGCAGUACUCAUUAUUAGCGGCACGAUACCUAUAGAUCUGCUAGCGAGAGAGCGAAAAGAACUAUAG
Molecule: messenger RNA, 606 nt
Organism: Anastrepha ludens (Mexican fruit fly)
Lineage: Eukaryota; Metazoa; Arthropoda; Insecta; Diptera; Tephritidae
Exons: 1
Coding region: 1-606 (201 amino acids)
Source: RefSeq, a predicted model, not a curated record